Messenger RNA from Drosophila montana, 801 nucleotides. RefSeq lists its product as uncharacterized. The record is from RefSeq and is a predicted model, not a curated record. The transcript is spliced from 2 exons. The coding region runs from base 1 to 801 and encodes 266 amino acids. NCBI's taxonomy places the organism in Eukaryota, Metazoa, Arthropoda, Insecta, Diptera, Drosophilidae.
AUGAGAAGCUAUCUGGGUUUCAUACUGCUAAUCAGCGCUGCGGCUGCGGAGACAUCCGAUAAGAUGACAACGACAAGGACAACGACCACGACAGCCAGGCCGGAGCAGCGCAACAAACGCCAGCUGGUAGCUCACAAUGCCGGCAUCGGUAUACCCAUCUACUUUGACAACUUCAAUGCGAAUCCGCCGCUGGAGCCCAUCAAGCCGGCGCAGCCCGUUGGAGUGGGGGGCAACACGGCGGGCGUGCAGCCAACUGGCUUUCUGCCUGGGUUUCCGCAGAAUAUACCCAUUGUGGGCACGCUGUUGACCAAUUUGCCGCUCCAGAACCUGCUCGCCGGCUUUAAUCUGGGCAACCUGGGCCAGCUGGGCGGCCUCGGUAAUUUGUUUAAUGUGGGCCAACUUGGCAAUCUGCCCAGCUUGGGCGGCACCAAGCCGGGCGGUGCUGGCGGCACUGGCGGCACGCCCCCACAAACAUGCCCGCUCACCCAGAAGCUGAGCUGCCGCUGCGAGCCGUUGUUCUCGCUGCCGGUGCGCCAGCCGGAAACGCAGCUGGUGCAGAUCCUCAAGCAGAAUGUGCGCCACAACGAGGACGGCACGCAAGAACUGCGCCUGGUUAUUAGCAACGGACACGUUAUCUACCAUCGCAACGACAAGGAUGCCAGCAAACAGCUGGGCUACUAUGCGCUGCCCAUCCAAACCGGGCACUAUCUGAACAUUCACUAUAGCAUCAAUCAGACCAACUACACGAUCAAGGCCGAUGUGGGCAGCUCGCCGCCCGAUUCAGAUUUCGAAGCCUAUUGA